Messenger RNA from Zygosaccharomyces rouxii, 1635 nucleotides. RefSeq names its product transcription factor HAP4 (gene HAP4). The coding region runs from base 1 to 1635 and encodes 544 amino acids. Gene Ontology annotation, biological process: regulation of DNA-templated transcription. The transcript has a single exon. NCBI's taxonomy places the organism in Eukaryota, Fungi, Ascomycota, Saccharomycetes, Saccharomycetales, Saccharomycetaceae. The record is from RefSeq and is a predicted model, not a curated record. Gene Ontology annotation, cellular component: nucleus.
AUGGUAGUCGUUAAGCACUUGCCCCCGAUUCAGCCAUAUCCAGUCCAGCAUGAUGCGCCUGUUCAUAUAGCACCAAGCGAUAAUGGAUUAGGAUCGGAUCAGGCGAAGAGACGUCAGGGCGGCUCGCGCAAAGGACUGGUUAUAAGGACUAGCAAACAUUGGGUUUUACCACCUAGACCAAAGCCCGGCAGAAAACCAAGCGAAAGAAGACGGACAGCUCCUUCUGCAACAGCAGGUGCUACCGCACCAGCUGCGACGACACCGGCACCGGUGACAAUUCCAGCACCAGCAUCCGCAACAUCAACAUUGGCAUCAGCGCCAACAGUUCCUACUUCGGUUCCUGUUUCUGCUUCCACCUCGAGUCCAUCUGCCGCUGUACCCCCAAGUACGCCCGUCUCUCCCGGCACGUCCUCGAUCAAAAAAGAUUUAUCUAAGCUCCCGAUCAAAAACAUCAAUCAAUCUUCCAAGGCGCAUCCAUCUGCAAACACCGCAUCGGCAUCGGUUUCUGAAUCCGGUUGUAACAAUAAUAAUAGAGAUUACACGAACACUGAUGAUCAGUCUGCUAACUCUCUAACUCCCUGUGUUUCGCCUUCACCACCAAAGCGCACAAAGACUUCACUAAAACGUGAAAUUCAACAUAUAAAAUCUGAAAAUACGAAGCUCAAGCAGGAACUAGGGCUUUUAGUUGGGAACCUUCAAGAUUUGAAGCAAAAAUGUAGGCGCGUGGAAGCACAUGAGGAUAGCCGCAAUAAUGAUGAGAAUGUCCACUGCAACCGUAAAAGACCCCUUGAUGAAUCACUGGCUUUUCUCAAGUUUGAAGAAGACGAGGAAACGCUUCCUCCCUUGUUAUCUUCGAAUAAAAUGAAAACUUCGUCAUCUGUAUCAUCAAGGACAAACUUAACAGAUGACGAAGAUCUACUAACGGCCUCUUCCUCGACACCAAAUUCACUUUUCUCCCUUGAUCUUCAGCACUCCCAUUCGUCUUCGUCAUCGUGCUCCAGAUCUCAUUCCAAAUCUUCUCCAUCGAAUGAAAAAUCCCAAUUACGAUUUUUGGAUACUUUCGAGCAAUCAGAGUUUAAUGACAAGCAUGCAGAAAAAUCUAUGACGGCACCGGCAAUAACUGCAACAACGUCAGCUAAUCCACCAACUAUGGCACCAUCAGUUGAGCUGCCAUUAAGUUCAAUCAAAGAGGAAGAAAGUGACCAAUUCCCUUGGAUCGACCCUGCAAAGGAAGAAGCAUCAAUUCUCGAUUUUUUACAAACACAACAAGAAAUAUACACGGAUCCCAUAAAUGACAAAGAUUUUUUCGAUAAUAGUAUUACUAAUAACAACGGUAACGAUAUUAAUGACAAAAAUGAUGAAGCUAAUGGUGAUGAUAACUACAAUAAUGAUGUUACUAACCACAACAACAAUACGGAGAAUGAUGAUCUUUUCCAAAACUUGUCGCUGGCGGCACCUCCAACGGCCACUACUACUACAACUGCAUGCUACGUACCCCCAUCACUUGAAGAAUUAAUGGAAGAGCAAGACGGUGGGUUUGUCAAUAACUCUAAUGCAAAUACAACUUUAACGAAUGUUAAUGAUUACGAUGACGAUUUUGACAUGCUAAGAACUCAAGUUUUUGACAUGGCCUAA